AUGUCUCAAAGUGAUCGUAUGCCCAAAAUAGAUCUAAGCAAGCUAAACAAGACUGAAUUGAAUUUUAUUAAGAACAUUGAAGAGAAAAAUAGAGUGAGAGUGGAGAAAUUAAAGAAGUUAAGAAGGAACAAUCUUAUUACAGCUGGUAUACUAGGUGCUGGAAUUUUGGGCAUAUAUGGUUAUUCCAUGUAUGCAGUAAAACAGGAAAAUUUCCUGGACGAUUUCGACGAGCCUGCCAAAACCACACAAUAA
Molecule: messenger RNA, 252 nt
Organism: Brassicogethes aeneus
Lineage: Eukaryota; Metazoa; Arthropoda; Insecta; Coleoptera; Nitidulidae
Source: the annotation of a GenBank genome assembly